GUUGCUUCCCUUCUGCUUAGCGGCGCCCCUCCCCCGCCCGGCUCUCCGCGCCCCCUCCCGGGCGCCGGGGCGGCGGGGCGGUUGGCGUGCGGUCCCCGGAGCGUCCGCGCGUGCGCCCGAGCGCGCCUUCGCCUCCGCGGCCCGCUGCGCGCCCCGCAACACCAAGGCCGAGCGGGGGCAGGGGGCUGACCGCCAUGACCCCCCGGAGUCCAGCGUGAGGGGCAGAGAUGCAGUGAUCCACCACCCACUGCUGCGGCUUCCCUACUCCAUUUGCCCCAUCGUCUCUUGACACUCUUGCUGCCAGGCACCAUGUCGACCUCGUCGCUGCGGCGCCAGAUGAAGAACAUCGUCCACAACUACUCGGAGGCGGAGAUCAAGGUCCGAGAGGCCACGAGCAAUGACCCCUGGGGCCCGUCCAGCUCCCUCAUGUCAGAGAUCGCCGACCUCACCUACAACGUCGUUGCCUUCUCUGAGAUUAUGAGCAUGAUCUGGAAGCGGCUCAACGACCAUGGCAAGAACUGGAGGCAUGUCUAUAAGGCCAUGACGCUGAUGGAAUACCUGAUCAAGACUGGCUCGGAGCGUGUGUCGCAGCAGUGCAAGGAAAAUAUGUACGCUGUGCAGACACUCAAGGACUUCCAGUACGUGGACCGCGACGGCAAGGACCAGGGCGUGAACGUGCGUGAGAAGGCAAAGCAGCUGGUGGCCCUGCUGCGUGACGAGGACCGGCUGCGAGAGGAGCGUGCCCACGCGCUCAAGACCAAGGAGAAGCUGGCGCAGACCGCCACUGCUUCCUCAGUGGCUGUGGGCACAGGGCCCCCACCUGAGGCAGAGCAGGCGUGGCCACAGAGCAGCGGGGAGGAGGAGCUGCAGCUGCAGCUGGCCUUGGCCAUGAGCAAGGAGGAGGCUGACCAGCCCCCGUCCUGCGGCCCCGAGGACGACGUCCAGCUCCAGCUGGCCCUUAGUUUGAGCCGUGAGGAGCAUGAUAAGGAAGAGCGGAUUCGUCGAGGGGACGACCUGAGGCUGCAGAUGGCCAUUGAGGAGAGCAAGCGGGAGACCGGGGGCAAGGAGGAGUCGUCCCUCAUGGAUCUUGCCGAUGUCUUCACGGCCCCGGCUCCUCAGCCCACCUCGGAUCCCUGGGGGGGCCCGGCCCCCAUAGCCGCUGCCGCCCCCACCGCUGCCCCCGUCUCAGAUCCUUGGGGGGGACCUCCCGUCCCUCCUGCUGCUGAUCCCUGGGGUGGCCCGGCCCCAACGCCAGCCUCUGGGGACCCUUGGCGUCCUGCUGCCCCAGCUGGGCCCACAGCUGACCCUUGGGGUGGGACCCCCGCACCCGCUGCUGGAGAGGGACCCAUGCCUGACCCGUGGGGGGGUGCUGAUGGUGGGGUCCCGGUUGGAGGCCCCCCCGCCUCUGAUCCCUGGGCGCCGGCCCCUGCCUUUUCAGACCCCUGGGGGGGAUCACCUGCCAAGGCUAGCACUAACGGCACCACAGUCGGGGGAUUUGACCCAGAGCCUGAUGAGUUCUCUGACUUUGACCGACUACGGACGGCCCUGCCAACCUCCGGGAGCAGCACGGGGGAGCUGGAGCUGCUUGCAGGAGAGGUGCCCGCCCGCAGCCCUGGGGCGUUUGACAUGAGUGGGGUCGGGGGCUCGCUGGCUGAGGCUGUGGGGAGUCCCCAACCUGCAGCCACCCCAACCCCCACACCCCCCACACGGAAGACGCCUGAGUCAUUCCUGGGGCCCAAUGCAGCCCUUGUGGACCUGGACUCGCUGGUGAGCCGGCCUGGCCCCACGCCCCCCGGAGCCAAGGCCUCCAACCCCUUUCUUCCAAGCGGUGCCCCAGCCUCUGGCCCCUCGGUCACCAACCCAUUCCAGCCCGUGCCCCCUGCGACGCUCACUCUGAACCAGCUGCGUCUCAGCCCUGCACCCCAAGUCCCUGGUGCACCACCGACGUACAUCUCCCCCCUUGGGGGGGGCCCUGGCCUGCCCCCAAUGAUGCCCCCAGGCCCUCCGGCCCCAAACACUAACCCCUUUCUCCUAUAA
Trichechus manatus latirostris (Florida manatee) is the source of this 2037-nucleotide messenger RNA. RefSeq names its product epsin 1 (gene EPN1). The record is from RefSeq and is a predicted model, not a curated record. Gene Ontology annotation, biological process: endocytosis. The transcript is spliced from 11 exons. Gene Ontology annotation, cellular component: endosome; clathrin vesicle coat; plasma membrane. Lineage: Eukaryota; Metazoa; Chordata; Mammalia; Sirenia; Trichechidae. The coding region runs from base 310 to 2037 and encodes 575 amino acids. Gene Ontology annotation, molecular function: clathrin binding; phospholipid binding.